Messenger RNA from Nothobranchius furzeri (turquoise killifish), 3371 nucleotides. RefSeq lists its product as uncharacterized. Gene Ontology annotation, biological process: protein phosphorylation. Gene Ontology annotation, molecular function: ATP binding; protein serine/threonine kinase activity. Lineage: Eukaryota; Metazoa; Chordata; Actinopteri; Cyprinodontiformes; Nothobranchiidae. The record is from RefSeq and is a predicted model, not a curated record.
AGUUAAAAUAACAUGGCAGGUGUUGGAUUAAACGGGAGUGAGAGAAAAUUGUCUCAGAUGUUCCUGUUUCAUAAAAGCAAAAAGACAAAAGAAAAGAAUUUGAGCAUCGUACUUUGAAAUCAACCGUCUCUGAGUGAGUUCCUUUCAAGUGUGAACUUGCACCACUCUGCUGACUAAUUUCGAGCCAGAAAAAUCCCUCGGAGUUUCAAAACCUCAGCAUUGCAUAACUGUGUCUCCAGCCCAUAAAAGCAUGGUCUAAUUGUAGUCAUCAUUAUUUUUAAUUUACUCUUUAACAGUGUUGUGCUUGGGAUCACAACAUAUACCUGCUAUUUGACCUGAGAGGAAAAAUGAAAGCAAAACAGGCCCGGUUUUGUUUUAGAAACUUUAUAGGCACAUUAAGCAACUUUUUAAUUUGUUAAAAAUAAAUUUCUUGUGCCAGGAUGUGCUAAAAUUACCCUUUACAGGGCGACUGAAAAUUCUCUCAGCCCCCACUACCCUCUAACCUGAACUCUGACAAAGUCACGUAUCUCGCGAGAAGCAGUAACGCUUUACAGCAAUCCAUGUUUACACCUCAGAACAAAUUAGCUAUACUUAGUUAGCAUUUAAUGUCAUGUGUUUAUCAUGGUGGAGCCUCAGAAGAAAUAAAGAAAACAUUUAUGACAUGCUAACGCUGAGACCUGCUUCCAGCAUGUAGUAGACCGCAAACAUUGCUGAUUGGUUUGACAUAGUGAUGAACCACUCCUGUAGAAACUAAUGAAGGCAGAGGAGACAUUUCAGCUGUCAGAUUACGGUGUUAAAAAGACAAACGCGCAGCGAGGAGGAGAUUUUCAGUUUCGGUUUUACGACAAUAAAUUACAACGGACACUAGGGGGUGCCAAAAAUGCAAAGUGAAAAUAAAGGAAACCUAAAUGUGAAAAUCAGGUUUUUUUUUUUACAUCAAUGACUUAGAUUAGGAAUAUAUUGACCAAAUCUUUAUUUGUAUGAAGCCUUCCAAAACCAUUAAGGGUAGCCAAAAGAGCUGAACACAGCAAACAGAAACUUGGAUACUUCUACCUGUGUGGUAAACAAACACAAACUGGUGACACGGGUUUUACAGCAAAUCCAUUUGUUUCCUGUUCGUCAGAAUGCUUCUUGAGAUCAUCACAGAGUGAAAAACCCUUUCCUGAACAUGGCAAACAUCCUCCUUUCUCUCUGUCAGAGUCCCAUUGGUCCUGCUUGUAGUUUUGCUGUGUUGUUUUCAAUGCACUCCAGCUCUCAGGUUUUACCUGCUCAAGGCUAUGAAUUACAAAGAAAAAAGGCGUGGAUAAGACUUAAAGACAGGCAGCUGGGCCUGCGCCUGUCGAGACUCGACUGAGUCGCUUUGCUUCAACAAUAAAAAAGUUAUCACCCAAUCUCGUGACCAUAAAUAAGGGCUGACUUCAACCUGAGGAAGUUUGCAGCCGCAAACGAAACGUAGUGGGAAAACAGACCUAUCGGAAUGGCAUACUCUACUUCCACGCUCGCACAAGGUUGCUUUGGUAAGGUGUACAAAGAGAAAUACGACGACACCUGGGCAGCAGUAAAAAAAGUUCCCCAACAUCUCAUAGAAAGGAGGGACUUGGAGAGAGAAUGCCUUGUGUACAAUAAGGUUGUACAUCCCAACAUUGUGAAACUUCUGGGCAACAUCAGUCUCAAAGAUGGGAAGUGGAUUAUUCCAUUAGAGUUUAUCUUUGGGGAGGAUUUAGAAACGACAGUCUUCAAGACGGCAAAGUCUAAGAUACAGCUGACUCCUGCAAAUAAAGCCACGAUCAUCAGCGGCAUGUGUGAAGGACUGCUUCAUCUUCAUUCCAAAGAUGUUGUUCAUCAAGAUCUCAAGCCUGAAAACAUCAUGGUGGAACACAACACUAACAGAGCUGUCAUCAUUGACUUGGGACUCGCCAAGUUUUACAGACAAGGAUUAAACUCUGCAAUUGACAUGGGAAACGAGGCCUACUCGGCUCCUGAGGUUCUACAGAGGAAAUCCCAGCGGAGUCAGCGCUCCGAUGUUUGGGCCAUGGGGAAGAUCAUUGCUGAGGUCUGUGCACGCAUCAGACUGUACACGCCAAGCGUCUGUCCUGCCAAGAUCGUGGCGACACUGAAGGAUAAUCCCUACUGCAGUGUGGUGUGUAGGAUGGUGGAGCCAGACCCUACUAAGAGAGCCACUAUGUAUGGGGUCAUGAAUGACAUUCACAGAGCAGGAACCAUCUUAAAUGCAUCCAGUCCAAAAGAACCCACUAAGGCUCCUGUAAAUAACAUCACUGCCAAAAACCCAUCUCCUUCACCAGUUCACAGAGAUGUCACCCCAUUCAACAGGGACAUUCUACCAGUCAAUAAUGAUCCACCACGGUUUACUGGAAGAAGAUCUCCAUCUCCUUCACCAGUUCACAGAGAUGUCACCCCAUUCAACAGGAAUAAUCUACCAGUAAAUAAUGAUCCACCACUGUUUAUUGGAAGAAGAUCUCCCUCUCCUUCACCAGUUCACAGAGAUGUCACCCCAUUCAACAGGAAUAAUCUACCAGUAAAUAAUGAUCCACCACUGUUUAUUGGAAGAAGAUCUCCCUCUCCUUCACCAGUUCACAGAGAUGUCACCCCAUUCAACAGGAAUAUUCUACCAGUCAAUAAUGAUCCACCACGGUUUACUGGAAGAAGAUCUCCAUCUCCUUCACCAGUUCACAGAGAUGUCACCCCAUUCAACAGGAAUAUUCUACCAGUAAAUAAUGAUCCACCACGGUUUACUGGAAGAAGAUCUCCAUCUCCUUCAAGAUGGGAGCCAGCACCCAAACCAGAACCCAAACCAGAGGCCAAACCGUACCAAUUUCAGACAAGACUGACCAACCUUCCCUCAUCGAUGCUGGCAGAGAACAAAAACCAAGCUCUCACCCCAGCACGUAAAACCAACAUCACACAGGAUGUCAUGAAGAUGAAGCUGUACGAAGAAGCUGCUAAAGAUUUUCCCUUUGGCCUCCCGCCCACCGGGAAGGUGGUGGUGCAACACUUUCAGGAGAAAGAUGGAGAGGUUGACCAUUGGGAACAGAAAACAGUUGUGACCCGCGAUGGAAAGAUUGUCACAUAUGAUGACAUUACUCUUCACAAUAAAUAGGACGUCUCAGGAUAUCUCCUGGAAAGAACUCCCAAACUGAUUCAUUGGUUGGAUACAACCAGAAGAAUUUCAGGAUUUUAUUAGAUUUUUUCAACACGUUAAACUUUUAUUUGAGACAUCACAAGAGAAGAAGAACAUUUUGUUAGCCUUUUUUUAAUUUAGAUUUAAAUUUAGAUUGUUUUACAUUUUCAGACAUUACAUGCCUCUAUGCUUAAUCCUUUCCUUGUGAAUAAAGUUUCUCUAAAACCAAAAA